CCUUGUCCAGAAAGGACAUCAGAAUAUUUGCCUGCUGAACUUCUUUUCCCAAAAUUGUCUCUUCUUAGCUACAUUUUCUUCCAUGAUGAGUUGGAUGAAGUGUUGUGUGUUCCCCCUGGUGCUGCUGUGCAUGUGGCAGCUGCAAGAAGGAGCACACGCCUGCACUUGUCCUCUCACGCAUCCACAGACCGCCUUUUGCCAGUCAGGUGUCGUCAUCAGGGCAAAGGUGCUUGCAAAAAAAACCGGCGUUGGUAAAUUUAACGACGUCAAGUAUGACAUCCAACACAUUGCGACAUUCAGAGGCCCUGAGAAGCUCUUUGGUACCAUCUACACUGCAUCCAACUCUGCAGCAUGUGGUGUGAGUCUGACCAGAGGUGUAGAAUAUUUGAUCACAGGCCGAAUGAGAUCUGACGGGUCUCUGUACAUCUCAUUGUGUGACUACAUUGUUCCCUGGAAAAGCAGCCACACGAUCCUGGUGGAGCGUUAUUCAAUGGGCUGUGAUUGCAAGAUCACUCGCUGUGACUCUGUCCCGUGUGGGAUCAGCGGCCCGACUGAGUGCUUGUGGACGGAAAAGCUGUUUGGUGAUUCAGGGCAGGACAAACAAUGUGCUUGCAUCAAGAGAAGGGAUGGUUCUUGUGUCUGGUACAAGGAGGCCGCCUCACCCACAAAGGGUUAAUGGAUUAAAGACUCCAAAAUCCCCACCUUGCAGGAAAAUUAAAAAAAAUCACAUCUAUUUAAAGCAAUGCAAUGUCUUUUACUAUGUUGAGUUUGCAUGCUUUUAAAAUGACAAUCAUGAGUUCAAAAAUGUCAGUCUUUGCAGUACCUAUAUUAUGAUUUCCCAAUCAAAUGAAUAAAUAUUAUUUAAAAAAAAAAAGGUGACUUGUCAGCCACAACACUGUCACCUUGUCCUGCAGGAAAGAACCUAGGAUAAUUUAAUUUUUAAUUUUUAUGGCAUUAACUCAUGUUAUCAAGGCACUUUUCAUGUUGUAGAAGAAUGUUUCUCAUUGUCAUCCCAUUGGGUUGAGUUUUGAAGUGUAUUUUUUUGAGGGUUUUUAAAAUGGCAAUUGGUUCAGCCAUUGGUGGUGUCAGGUCUAUUUUACGGAGGCUUAAGCCUCAAACUUUUCAGUUUUACUAAAUGCAGGAAUAUGAAUUAGAAAAUAACCUGUUAUUUUUCACUAUUACUCAUUUGAAGACUGUACUUAAUAUCCGUUCCAUCAGUAACAACCGCAUUACUGUAUGGAAAACCCAGUCCACGUUUUCACUGUUACCUUAGCAAGAUCGAGCAGGAUAUCGUUAAGGCUAGUUCAGUGCAUUGAACACUGCUGGGUAGGUUAUCCAAUUCAGCUUUUUUUUUUUUUUGUCAAAUCUGAUUUUGUAUAGGCCACAUUACAAAAAAGUAUGUCCAGACUCCAAUGUGAAUGCAAACUGACCCGAACACAGACUUGGCAGUAUGACGUCCUGCGGUGUUUACUGAAGUAAACACGCUUCAAUACUAGUCUCAGUACUGGCACAUUUGU
This is a messenger RNA of Nerophis lumbriciformis (worm pipefish), 1517 nucleotides long. RefSeq names its product metalloproteinase inhibitor 2-like. Gene Ontology annotation, cellular component: extracellular matrix. The record is from RefSeq and is a predicted model, not a curated record. Gene Ontology annotation, biological process: response to hormone; response to cytokine; negative regulation of membrane protein ectodomain proteolysis. Lineage: Eukaryota; Metazoa; Chordata; Actinopteri; Syngnathiformes; Syngnathidae. Gene Ontology annotation, molecular function: metalloendopeptidase inhibitor activity; protease binding.